This is a messenger RNA of Triticum turgidum subsp. durum (durum wheat), 1503 nucleotides long. Lineage: Eukaryota; Viridiplantae; Streptophyta; Magnoliopsida; Poales; Poaceae. The record is from the annotation of a GenBank genome assembly.
AUGGUGGCGGUGGCGGUGCUUGUGCCGUGGCUAGCAUGGCUCGUCGUCUCUUUCCUUUCCCUCUACCUCCUCAACCUCCUCACCCACGCGCGCUCCGGCCUCCCGCCGGGCCCGCGCCCGCUGCCGCUCAUCGGCAGCCUCCACCUCCUUGGCGACAAGCCGCACCGCUCCCUCGCACGCCUGGCCAGGAACCACGCCGCCCCGCUCAUGUCCCUCCGCCUCGGCUCGGUCACCACGGUGGUCGCCUCCUCCCCCGCCAUGGCCCGGGAGAUCCUGCAGCGGCACGACGCCAUGUUCGCCACCCGGUCCGUGCCCGACGCCACCCGCAUGCACGCGGCGGGGUCCGUGCCCUGGCUGCCCCCUGCGCCGCGGUGGCGCGCGCUCCGCAAGAUGAUGGCCACGGAGCUCUUCGCGCCGCACCGCCUCGACGCGCUCCACCACCUCCGGAGCGAGAAGGUGGGCGAGCUCAUGGACCACGUCGCGCGGCUGGCGCGCGACGGCAAGCCGGUGAACGUGGGGCGCGUGGCCUUCACGACCAGCCUGAACCUGCUCUCCCGCACCAUCUUCUCCCACGACCUCACGAGCCUCGACGACGACAACCGCUCCGGAGAGUUCCAGGAGGUGGUGACGGGGAUCAUGGAGGCCGUGGGGACCCCCAACGUGUCGGACUUCUUCCCGGUGCUCGCCCCGGCCGACCUGCAGGGCACGCGCCGGCGGCUGGCGAGGCUGCUCGCUCGGCUGCACGUGGUGUUCGACGCUGAGGUGGACCAGAGGCUGCGCGCCCGUGACGCCGGCCAGCACGGGAAGAACGACUUCCUGGACGUGCUGCUCGACGUGGCGGCGCGUGAGGAUGGCAAGGACCUGCUCGACCGCCAAACGCUACGCCCACUUUUCACGGAUUUGUUUGCCGCCGGCACUGACACAAGCUCUAGCACAGUGGAAUGGGCAUUGGCCGAGCUUCUCCAAAAUCCAUCAUCAUUGGCUAAGGCUUGCAAUGAGCUUGAACAAGUUAUCGGCCCAACAAGAAACAUUGAAGAGGCUGACAUUGUUCGGUUGCCCUAUAUGCAAGCUAUCAUAAAAGAGACUUUUCGACUCCAUCCUCCUGCUCCACUCUUGUUGCCACGCCAACCUGAAGCGGCACUGAAAAUAGCAGGCUACACAAUACCGAAAGGUUCAUGCAUUUUCAUAAACGUAUGGGCGAUAGGUCGAGAUAAAGAUGUAUGGGAUGAACCUGAGAAAUUUAUGCCGGAAAGGUUCUUGGAUUCCACAGUUGACUUUAGAGGUGCGGAUUUUGAGCUCCUUCCUUUUGGUGCCGGACGUCGGAUCUGCCCUGGGAUGACAUUGGCAACUAGGAUGGUGCAUUUGAUCCUCGCUUCGUUGUUACAUCAGUUUAAGUGGAGUCUCCCUGCUGAGAUGGAAAGGGAUGGGAUUGACAUGGAAGAUAAGUUUGGCCUCACACUUACUAAGGUCGUUCCCCUUUGUAUUGUAGCAACACCAGUUUGA